Messenger RNA from Alternaria alternata, 1026 nucleotides. RefSeq names its product NADH-ubiquinone oxidoreductase. Lineage: Eukaryota; Fungi; Ascomycota; Dothideomycetes; Pleosporales; Pleosporaceae. Gene Ontology annotation, biological process: mitochondrial electron transport, NADH to ubiquinone. The record is from RefSeq and is a predicted model, not a curated record. The coding region runs from base 302 to 940 and encodes 212 amino acids. The transcript has 3 exons.
ACUCUUCUUAAUCUACAUGUAGUGCAUUUUUCUCUUUGUAGCCUGACGAAUUGUAGUUACAGGAUUGAUAUGCGACCAAAAAGGCCUUCGGAGCCUAAUUCGAAGCGGCUCCUUGGAUGAUUCAUUGGAGUCGAUGUUCAUGGAAGAUUGGAGGUGAAGGGAAGGCGGAUCGGUUUGGCCAAUAACACAUGCGCUUAUGUAAGUAAAUCUAGCGCGAACCCUCGGAAGCUCAACUUCAGUAUCCAAGCGGUAUCUUUCCUAAGCAAUUGCGCAGCCCGUCUGCACCAACACCUCGCCCGAUAUGCUCCCAGUCGCCCUUCGCGCCCUGCGCUCCCGCGGUGCAGCGGCUAGCUCCCGCUCCUUCGCCCGCUACACAUCGACAGCAACGACCAGCAACCAGGUCCCCGCCAACGACCCCGUCAAGCGCGAUGCAAAGCCGAAUGUCUCCGAGACCAAUGCGCUACCCACCUCUUCCGAGGGCUCUUUUGACAAAGUCCUGCAGGAGUCUCCGGAGGAGGCCGAGAAGAUGAGGGUUACACAGGCGCCAAACUACAAGGGCAUCUGGUCGCGGAGUCAGAAUCCCAGGGAGGUCGCCAUGAGCGGGCCUAGGUUCGAGCAGAGCAUUAUGGAGGACCAGCCUCGACCAUAUGCCGCCAUCGAGCUCAUCCACAAGCAGCCUGUUCGCUGGACCCACGACCGCACAGUGUCUUGCGACGGAGGUGGUGGACCUCUCGGACACCCAAGAAUCUUCAUCAACGUAGACAAGCCCCAGAUCUGCUGGUGCACAUACUGCGGACUGCCAUUUGCACAUGAGAAACACCGACCGCUCCUUGAAGCCACUCCCGAGCACGAGCUAUCAUACCCGCUUGGGCCCAAAGGUGAUGCUGCAGAAGUCAGCGAGACGCAACAGGUGACGGAUGAGCCGCUCGCGCAGCGAUAGAGUACUGUAAUCAUAAGAGCGCUCGGAGAUGGUGUACAUAUACAGUGCAAUGGAGAAUUUUCAAUCUGUCAUCUAUCGUGUUAGAA